This is a messenger RNA of Xenopus laevis (African clawed frog), 2498 nucleotides long. RefSeq lists its product as uncharacterized. The record is from RefSeq and is a predicted model, not a curated record. Lineage: Eukaryota; Metazoa; Chordata; Amphibia; Anura; Pipidae. The coding region runs from base 107 to 1789 and encodes 560 amino acids. The transcript is spliced from 10 exons.
CUCCUCGCUUGGGCGUUCUUGAAAUUGAUUGGCUGCGGGUAAUUUUGUUUUGUUUAACCCCGUGCAGUUUGGCGGUGGAGUCUGACAUCCGCCUCGGUUUGUUGCCAUGGUGAAGAAGAACAGCAUCCCCGGAAGAUGGAGGUCUUUGACAGCAGUGGGUCAGCGGAUUCCAGGAUCUCGAUUUAUUGCAUUUAAAGUACCUUUGAAAUGGCAAGCAAAUCAACGCGUUAGCCCAACCCAGAAAUUCACUCCAAAAGAUUUGCUGAGUGAAAUCCGAGCAAGAAACGAAGAUCUUGGGUUAAUCAUAGAUUUGACGAACACAGAGCGGUACUAUACAGACAAGGAAAUACCAAGAAGUGUACAAUAUAUAAAGUUGAACACGGCUGGUCUGCAAAUACCAGAAGAUACUACAAUUCAUCAGUUUAAAAGAAUUGUUAGAAGGUUUAUUUGGCAAAAUACAGACAAUGACAAACUUAUUGGAGUUCAUUGCACAACUGGUAUAAACAGGACUGGUUACCUAAUAUGCAGGUACUUGAUUGAUGUGGAUGGAUGGGAUCCAGAUACUGCAGUAAGUGUAUUUGCACAGGCCCGAGGUCAUCCUAUAGAGGGAGCAGUAUACACAGAUGAUCUUUUAAAUGGACCAACAAGAAGUAAUCUGGGUAUAGACCAGCCUCCAUCAGUAGAAGAGACACAUGGUGAACUUAAUAAUCAACCGGAAAAUGGAAGGCCAGAGAAGCAACCUGCUCUUCAGGGCACACAGCGGGAUUUUAUUGCAGAUGACUACGGCGAUUUUGAUGCACGUAAAUUGCCACUGCCACCUCCUUUGCCAAAGGAGAAACCGAGGCCAACUAAACUUUUUGAAGAUGACAAGGACUUUUUAACCACUAUGCCAGAAUACGUAGAAAGAGUUCGCAUUGCACGGCAAACAUUAGAGCGUCAGAGACUAGAGGCAAUCAGAGCGAGAUCUAUUCAAGAUAGUCUACUUGCUGCACGUGAAAGGAAUGCUCCUGAGCUGCAUCAGCAAAAGGACUACGUGAAUAAUUCUUUAUCUUCAGCUCAACCUAAACAACGGGUUUACAACAGUGUCGCCGAAGUUACACAAGAGAUACUCCGCAAUCGUUCCAUGGAGCUUGAGUCUGGGCGUCUUGCGGAGAGUCAGAGCCGUUCUAGAUCUGACCCAAGAGAAGAGGCGACAUUAGAUGGGAAACCGGAACGUUCAGAUUAUUAUGGCAAGAGAACAAUGGAUAGAAUAAUGCCUGGCAGUAGCUCUCAGUCUCUGGAGUUUUCACAAGGAAUGGUGGGUAGACCUGAUUAUUCUGAUGCAACUCCUGGACCAGCACCAUAUUCUUCUCGUCCAAUGUCUGUGCAGAAUUUUAAAACUGACGUAUGUGAGGCUGAUAGUGGAAAGCUAGAAGCUUACAGCCGAUUCCAGUACCAACAUCCUUUAGACGUUGGCAAUAACAUGGCACCCCUGGAUAGAAAUGAGUUACGGUUUGAAGAAAGACAAACUCUAAACUCGAACAUUCCAACUUCACGAAACGAAUUUGUACAAAAGGAGGCAACAAUGAGCCACCAGCAGGUUCUUGAAAUGCAGUACCGGAGUCACCAGGAAAUCCCUGGAUUGUAUCUGAGAGAGAGAGAAAUAACUAUGGGACCUUUGCAUGGCCAGCGCAUGGAUGGACUGCACCCAGAGGAAAGACAGUUUCUAAUCAACAAAGCCAGACUUCUGAUGAACACUGAGAGAGCUGCAGGCACAAUAAUUAUGAUCCAAGGUCGUUUCACGAAAUAAAUCCUAUUCAAGAUACAGAUUUCCGUAUGACCAACAGAUUUUCUCCAUAUCAGCCGCCUAUGAGAGCACAGCAAAGUAAUGAUUUCUUAAGGUACCGGGAGCCAGGACCUCCAUUACAUGAGAACAGAGACCAGCAUGGUUCCCUGGCAUAUGACUCUUAUUAUAAUAUGCAGAGAGGCGGUCAGACUAUGGACAGAUAUUUGCUCCAGGAUGCUGCGACUAGAAACAGAUUACAUCUUAAUUGAUUUCUUUUGAAGUUGUCGGGUGCUCCGACUCUGUUUUCAUAGUUGUGUCUCAUGUGUUAGAUGUGACUGUUUGUUUCUAUGUUGUUCUCUCAUACAGCAGUGGUUAACUAUACCAUAAUUGAAAUACAGUACAGGUAUGGGAUCCGUCAUCCAGAAACCCGUUAUCCGGAAAGCUCGAAUUAUGGAAUGGCCGCAUAUUAUAUCGACUCCAUUAUAUCCAAAUAAUCAAAAGGUUUAAAAAUGAUUUCCUUUUUCUCUGUAAUAAUAAAACAGUAGCUUGUACUUGGGGUGGUUCACCUUUAUGUUAUAGAAUGAACAAUUGGAAUUGAACAUUCAAUCAUCUUUUAAAUUGGUCUUCAUUAUUUAUUUUGUACACUUUUUUAAUUAUUUGCCCUUUUCUUCUGAUUCUUUCCAGCUUUCAAAUGGGGGUCACUGACCCCAUCUAAACACAAUGCUCUGUAAGG